Baudoinia panamericana UAMH 10762 is the source of this 1329-nucleotide messenger RNA. RefSeq lists its product as uncharacterized. The record is from RefSeq and is a predicted model, not a curated record. The coding region runs from base 339 to 1250 and encodes 303 amino acids. The transcript has a single exon. Lineage: Eukaryota; Fungi; Ascomycota; Dothideomycetes; Mycosphaerellales; Teratosphaeriaceae.
GCCGAGCUGUGGCUGAAGCGUCGAGAUCGUCACCUUGGCAAGAGCCUCUUUCGUCGGCGCCAUCAACCAGCAGCAAUUUCAUGGUCAUGGCCAUUGCCACGGGUGCGCAUCCUCGCUCACACGCUGGGUACAGAGGAUCGUAGCACCCCGAUGUGCUCAUGUUAUGCGAAUGUAGGUCUGUCCGCCGAGUACCGGGUCCUUCCGUCCAAGUGUCCCGAGUUGACCUCACGAUGAGCGCAAUGCAUAACGUUGUGUACCAAACUCUUACCGAUGCGGUUGUGUGAUGCUCUGCAGAGCCUUUGCAAUCUCGAACGUACUGAAUAGCAAGGUCUCGAGCGAUGCUCAAGCUUAACCCUCUUCCGUUCUUCGCAAAUUGGGCAGGUCAUCCAGUGGCAUCUUUAGCUACCAUCUACGCACAUAUCAGAUCAUUGCGACCUGGGAAACCCGUUAUAUGGCUUGCGGGAGACUCUUCGCUCGACAACAAGGCGUGGGUACCUUCAGACGGUCCCGGCGGCGAGGCUUUGCCCGUGGACGUCCCAGAAAUAUACCAAGAUUUGUUCGACCCUUCGCAGCCUAAGCCAGACGUUGCCUUCUGGUUGAACCACUUGCUCGGUAGCAAAGCGACUGCCAUAAAUACGGCUGUUGAGGCCACUAUGCUGCGGGACCGUGAUACGAAGCUGCUGCCUCAUGAUGACUUCAUACGUGACAACAUUGGCGAGGGAGAUGUUCUCGUGGUCUCCGUUGGCGCCAACGAUAUUGCUCUGUCACCCAAUGCGAGCACGAUGCGUCACAUGUUCCAGCUUGCAUGGCUCACACCUCGCAGCUCAGUCGAGCGAGGCACGGCGUCUUCUCUCACUUACUUCAAGCAGAUGUUUGGUGAUCAGACAAAGGCGUACAUCGAACGCAUCAUUGAGAAGCAGAAACCACGAGCUGUUAUUGUCUGCAUGAUUUACUACCCGCUCGAGAGCUCGGUCAGCACGCAAACUAGUUGGGCGGAUGCCCAGCUGAAAAGUCUCGGUUACGGCAUGUAUCCAGGACAAUUGCAGGCCGCCAUCAAGAAGAUGUACGAGCAGGCUACCUGUGAAAUGCGGAUUGAAGGUACGACUGUCAUUCCAUGUCCGCUAUAUGAGACCAUGGACGGGAAAGUGGAGGCAGAUUACACCUCACGAGUGGAGCCCAGCGUUCAAGGUGGGCAGAAGAUGGCUGCCCUCUUCACUAAGCUGCUCGACAACGUCCUCACUGGAGCAUGAGCAGUCUCCCCGUUCCUUCGCGGGCCUUAACAAUGGCUCAUUCCCUUUGACCUAGAGACCUUGGUCUGCUACGGAGAGU